UGUGAUGUCGCCCCACCAAGGAGCGCCAUCAAAACUAAACUAAACAAGAUAUUCAUUUCCCAGUGUGAGAGAGUAUUAGUUUUAGGCCAUGAGUUAUAGAAGGAGUGCUAGUGUUGAAUGACUUUCUGAUAUUUGGAAACAGAUGGUUUGAUAGAUUAGUGUUGCUCUUACAGGGACAGACUGGGCUUUGGUGCACACUGCAGUGUUGGAAGGAUAAUUGUUAAGGCUUGUUUUGCAGAACAUCUCCUGACUGCAUAUCUAAGACUAGAAACAGGUUGUAGUCAAGCUGCUGUUUGAAAACUAACCUUGAUCAAUUAUUGAACACGGUGGAUAUCGAUUUACUGUUUGCCUGUUUUAACUGUUACCAUGGCAGAGGCUCAUAUAUUAUUAACCAUUUGGGUGUCUACUUUUUGUACUCGAGGUAUUUUCAGCUCAUUUUGACACAUCAGUGGGGAUAUUAUUGUUUGAUAAUUGCACUAACUAACUAUGGCUUAGGCUGAGAGAGCACGUCUGGCUUUUCUGAAUGGGAUGUGAAACAUGUGAGACAUUCUUGUAUUUCAAUGGAGGGGCCAAAACUGAAACAGGAGAGACAAAAGGCUGGGAAAACAGUCCGUUUUAGAGUAGCAUCUGCCAACAGUGGUCGGGUCUUAGCAGAGGUGUUCAAGGAUGAAACCGCAUGGUGUGCCUCACUGUCCAACUCAGUGGACUCUGACUGCACCAGCAGCCCAGAGACAGAGCAGAAGAGCCCACCUCCCACCAGCGAGGCCAACAGCCAUCUAAACGGCCUGGCGGAGGAAGCAUCUCAGGACGAGAACGGCUGUGAACCCGAUGACCUGCUUUUGUACGCCAGUGCCAAGAGAGAGAUGCUCUUCAACAACAAACGGAUCAAUAUCUGCAGCAAGAAUGGGACCAUACGAGGAGUGAGAAACAAAGUGAGCGCAGGCCAAGUGCUUUUCAACAACCUCUCCAACAUGUACACUGGUUCCCUUCGUCAUCAGAAAAAGAGACCCUGGGAAAAGGAGUGAACAGCUUCAUACACUGUGGUCAGCAGAGAGAAACAGCCAUGUGGCUGAAGUUUGUCUUAUAAUUUGGUUUACACCAGGACUCCACACUUAACUCACUUAAAUUUAUUGAAGUAUCUGGUCAAAAAAACCACUCAACUCUUCUUUUAUGACUGCUUUAAAAUGACAACAGCUUUACAGAAUAACAGAUAUCCAGUCUGUUCGAGUUCUUUGAUUCAGUUUCAUAUCCCUGAAGAGCAAGUACCUUUAAAGUUGAUAAAUUUAUAAUCAUUUGAAAGAAAGAACUAAACAUUUUAAACAUUACCAGAAGAGCUAAAUAUGUGUUUUGUGUGACAGUUAUUUUUUUUUAAUUUUUAUUUAUUUAUUUUACAAAAGCAUGUAACCUUUAACUUAAACAACUGAACUACCCAACAAAACAACUUACAAGUUCACUGAGACUUUGAAUGGGUUUCUGAAAAAGCUUUUAUUUUUUUAGGAUGUAAGUAUAACUGUGACCCAGAAUUUCAUAUGAUUUUGAUAUUUGGUGGAGUCUCAUGCUGAAUUAUGUGAAAGUGCAUGUUUUUCUAAGCAUUUUUUAAUGAUGUUUGUACUAGACUGAGUGUGAUUCAUAUCAUUUUUAAUCCACAAUUUCACAUAUAAACAGUAACCAUCCUUCCUCUGUUUUAAAUUUCUCAA
Scatophagus argus is the source of this 1697-nucleotide messenger RNA. RefSeq names its product glutaredoxin and cysteine rich domain containing 1 b (gene grxcr1b). NCBI's taxonomy places the organism in Eukaryota, Metazoa, Chordata, Actinopteri, Scatophagidae. The record is from RefSeq and is a predicted model, not a curated record. Gene Ontology annotation, biological process: sensory perception of sound. The transcript has 2 exons. Bases 561 to 1025 code for a protein of 154 amino acids.